AUGUCAACUAGAAGAAAACGAACCUCCAAGGCAAUUUCAGAUGAUGAAUCUGUUCAAUAUAUUAGUAGUAGUGAAAGACAGGAUGCUUUCCAAAAAGACAUUUACGGUAAUUCAAUUAUUAUUGAACGUAGAAUUACUAGUGAUGGGGAUAGUAGAUACAAAAUCAAAUCCGACUCUGGAAAAGUUAUCUCACAGAGACGUGAAGAUCUAAGCAUAAUUUUAGACUAUAUGUCGAUACAAGUUGAUAACCCUAUAAACAUUUUGACUCAAGACACUGCUCGUCAAUUUCUACAUUCUUCCAGUCCACAAGAUAAAUACACCUUUUUUAUGAAAGGAACUGAAUUGUAUCAACUUAAAGAAGACUAUGACUUUGUUCGUGGAAGUUUGGACACUACAAAUGAAAUACUUAAACGCAAAAGAGAAAUUUUACCAGAAUUAUUUCAAGAAGUAAAAGAGGUCGAGGUUAAACUUCGAGAUAUGAAAAAAGCGUAUGAACUUGAAGCUGUAGUUUCAUCAUUGAAAAAUCAAUUGGCCUGGUCAUUCGUUAAAGAAAAGGAGGAGGAUGUUGCAAAACAUGAAAAGAAUUUACAAGAAGCAAUGAAUAGAUUACCUUCUGUACAAGAUAAGCUGGAAUUGGAAAUUCAUAACUUGGAAGAAAUUGAAUCACAAAUAUCUGAAUUAGAAGAAAAAUUUAAUGCACACGCAGAAACAUCUUUACCAUUACAAAAUAGAAAAGUAGAAUUAAUAGCUCUUAUUAAAAAUAAUAAAGUACAAAUUCAAGAAAUUCGGGCCGAAAAAAAAGAAAUAAAUGAAUCAAUUAAAAAUUAUCGUAUAACAAGCCUAAGGGAAGAAUUGCAGGAAGAUGUACCUGCAAUUAUUUCAGGAGGUGGCGGUUUUUCAACACAAGCAGUCAGAUUGUAUAGAGGGCCAUCAAGAUUUAUUAAAGAUGUUCAAGGUCAAAUGAGAAAUGCGCAAACAAAAUUGAAUGAUGCACGAAGAUUAUUUACUGUUCAUAGAAAUGAUUUAAAUAAUAUAUCUAAUGAUUUAUAUAAUGUUAAGAGAGAAUUGGAUUCUUUAAAGAGUGAAUAUAAUACUGUUAAUCGUAAAAUAAAAUCUUUAGAUUAUCGUAUAACAAGCCUAAGGGAAGAAUUGCAGGAAGAUGUACCUGCAAUUAUUUCAGGGUUAGAAGAAGCAAAGAAUGAAGCAUUACAAGAAAUUGAUAUGUAUAAAAAUCAAUAUCUUCAACUUGCGAGUAAAAAAGAUGUUGCAAAACAUGAAAAGAAUUUACAAGAAGCAAUGAAUAGAUUACCUUCUGUACAAGAUAAGCUGGAAUUGGAAAUUCAUAACUUGGAAGAAAUUGAAUCACAAAUAUCUGAAUUAGAAGAAAAAUUUAAUGCACACGCAGAAACAUCUUUACCAUUACAAAAUAGAAAAGUAGAAUUAAUAGCUCUUAUUAAAAAUAAUAAAGUACAAAUUCAAGAAAUUCGGGCCGAAAAAAAAGAAAUAAAUGAAUCAAUUAAAAGUCUAAAGCAAAACGCAGAAAAACUCCAACAAAAAAUCAACACAGAAAUAGAAAAACUUCAAGAAAACAACGAGAAAAAACAUGAAGAAAAACUUGAGAAAAUCAGAAACGCAGAACAAGAACGUGAGGUACAAUCUAAAAGACUUGACGAAUUCAAAAUAAAAAUCGAAGAACUCGAAGAUUGGACAACAUGA
Molecule: messenger RNA, 1716 nt
Organism: Entrophospora sp. SA101
Lineage: Eukaryota; Fungi; Glomeromycota; Glomeromycetes; Entrophosporales; Entrophosporaceae
Source: the annotation of a GenBank genome assembly